AGAAAAACCUGCGCGGAAAGCUGCGCACUGGUUCUUCGAUGGAGGCGAAUGUUUUGAUGGAGUCCAUGGACUAAUACCAGAUCAGUUUGUUGGUAAAACAACACGCCGUUGAGCCGAUCGGUGCCUUCAAACAAAGCAACUCCCGCCUCACGUGAUGCUACUUCAGAUGCGGUGGGAGUUUUAGACGAAAUCAACUCGCCCGCGGCAGUAACCUCCAUCGGUUGCUACGGUGGCCUAGCUGCUGUUAGCUCCUAGAGCUUCUCAUUUAAUCUGCUCAUCUCGCAUGGUUGAUGUUUAUUAAUUUAACUUGGGUUUAGAUUACCUUCACUGCAACGGUAAAGACAGGUUUCGUUUACCUUUUCGCUGCAGUCGGAUCGUCAGUGUGUGGACGACUUUUUUACGAGCAGGAGCAGCGGCUAUCCAUGUUCACGGGUCUCUGCAGACAUCUCACCUUCAGUAAAACCCGCAAGCAUGUCUUUAGUCGCUUAUGGCAGCAGUGAUGACAGCGACUCGGAGGAAACAUCAACCUCUCCCGCAGCAGAGAGCAGACCGAGGUCAGGAGGGCUCUUCUCCGCGCUCCCUGCUCCGAAGAAAUCAGGAGCCGCGGCGAGCAGGGAGCCGAGAGCAAACCCCUCAGCAGGAAACAGCAGGACGAGCGAUGACUCAGAGCCCCUGCCAUCCAAAGGAGGAUUAUUUUCUAGUCUGCCUAAGCCCAGAAAGCGAACAGAACCUGUGAAGAUCACGGUGCCACAGGUCCAGAGGCAGGAUUCUGACUCUGAUGAUGAUGAACCAGCAAGAAAGAAACUACAACCUCAGGGCGCAGGGUCAGGCUUGUCUUCGCUCCUCCCACAACCCAAAAACUUGACAGUAAAGGAGAAGGACAGACCUCUGAUUCCUCACACGCUCACCAAACGGCCAGAAUCUAAAGGACCCAAACCUGGAACCCCCGCUCAGGGUCUUAUCAGUUCCAGUCCGUCCCCCUCUGCCAUAAAAGCAGCAGCUAAGUCAGCAGCUCUGCAGGUGGCCAGACAAAUAGCGACAGACGACCAGGAUAAUGAGGAGGACAUCACCCCACAGAACUACUUUUCCCUUGGCGAGAGCUCCCAGCCUCUCCUGGCAGCGGUCCCCAGCUUAGACCCUGAGCCGGGAGCCCCCGCUGAGCCCCUGCCCUUGGCGGAUGCUGAUGAGCCAGGGCAGUCAGACGCACCUCUCGACUUCGGGGGGAAUAGCGAGACGGCCGGAGCAUGGGGUGGUCAAUAUCAGCAGUAUCAACAACCUGCAGGCCCAGAGGAUUACCCUGAGGGAUACUAUAAUGAGCCAUAUUAUCAGAACCCGGACCCUGAGCUGGCAGAAGCCGAGGAGCCUGGAAACUCUGCCAUGUUUGAUGAUGAAGCGUUCAUGCGGCUGCAGGGAAAGAGAAACAGGGGCAAAGAAGAAGUGAAGUUUCUGGAGAUUAAAGGAGACGACCAGCUGAGCGGGAACCAGCAGUGGAUGACCAAGAACAUGACGGAGGAGAAGCAGACCCGCCAGUCCUUCAGCAAGAAAAGAGGAGAACAGCCUACAGGACAACAGCGACGCAAACAUCAGAUAACGUAUCUCAUUCACCAGGCGAAGGAACGGGAGCUGGAGCUGAAGAACAACUGGGCUGAAAACAAGAUGACCCGGCGGCAGACCCAGGCCAAGUACGGCUUCUAAACGUCACGGCUGUUGGACUCUGGUGACAGAAAUGGAAAGUCGGCGCGUCGCAGUUUUAGAGUAGAGCUUUCCGGAUCCCCCUCCAACCGAGAGGGAAGCGAUCUGUUUAGGAACAAGUAAACAAACCUCGAAAGGAAACUUUCCUUCUGCCCUUCAUCCUCGUGUUGGUAAUAUGCAGUUGUUCUUCUGCUCCUCACCUGUUUGAUAAGAUGUUCCUCUUCGCCGCUGCAAUCUCUUUUCAAAACAGUAAACAGAGCCACUGAGCCCACACAACACUGUAACAGUAUUUUAAAGUCAGCUGGCUGAGAAGUUGUUUUGGGGGACGGCGGCGGCAUGAUACAUGUUUUCCUUUGAAUGUGUACGCUUUCAGUUCAUGUCAUAUUACAAGGUAAGACUUUUCCCAUUUUUAUAGUUUAAACAUAACCCUGCAGAUGUUCGGUUCUCUGGGAAUCAUGGGAAUUUAAAGGUGCGACGUCCAUAUUUAUACCAUGAUUUAGCAAAAAAAAAAAAAAACAUUCAUUAGUUUAAUCAGUGACUCUAAAUUACCAUUUUGUGCAUGUAUGCUGGGUAAUGGAC
Messenger RNA from Salarias fasciatus (jewelled blenny), 2271 nucleotides. RefSeq names its product proline rich mitotic checkpoint control factor (gene prcc). The transcript is spliced from 7 exons. The record is from RefSeq and is a predicted model, not a curated record. Lineage: Eukaryota; Metazoa; Chordata; Actinopteri; Blenniiformes; Blenniidae. Gene Ontology annotation, cellular component: nucleus. Bases 472 to 1695 code for a protein of 407 amino acids.